Molecule: messenger RNA, 2038 nt
Organism: Bolinopsis microptera
Lineage: Eukaryota; Metazoa; Ctenophora; Tentaculata; Lobata; Bolinopsidae
Exons: 11
Coding region: 2-1420 (472 amino acids)
Source: RefSeq, a predicted model, not a curated record
CAUGAAGUAUAACGAGAUGAUGAUAUUAAUUUGGUGCUGCUUGGGUGCCCUGUGUAACUCGAGCAUGGCAUUUUCUCUUGGCAUCUUACAAAACUAUAUUUACAGUGCUUUUUUGUAUUACUCACCUCGACCUGAACUUAUGCAAAGUGGUCAAGAUAUAAUGCACGUGUUUGCCACAACUAUAUUGAUGGUAGGAUGUGGUUUCUGUUGGACUUUGGGUUACAUUAAACUCGUCCUCUCACCCCUUGUCUUCCAUAUAUGCGCAACCGUGAUUUUGAUUGGAGCAACAAUAACUCUGAAAUGGUGGUACCCGACAAUUGCAGCUUUCACCAUCUACUGUGUGAUUAAUGGUUACUUGACGGGAGUGCUGCACGUUUACUUCUCCGAAGUUUUGAGUAAGUUAGAUCCGAAGAAGUCAGGACUCUACAACGGCCUCUACGGGUUCUUCUUUGGGGUGUCUGGAAUUCUCGCAAAUAUCAUAGCUGGUCUAUACAUCAAUCCUGCGAACAACAUGGUCAACAAAUUCCCUCAUCCUGUCGACAACUCCGAUUAUUCAAAUCCAAGCAAAGUGUUUUUAGUGUAUAAUGUCAGCGUGAACUCUUAUGACGCGGACCCUGAUAUGAUAAACAGAACUUGCGACUCUUGGCUGAUAUAUGGAAUGUUCUACGCCGUCUGCUAUUUACCUGGCAUUUACUUCAUCAGUUGCAAAAAAUCUUCAGAGAAACGAAAGCCCGGCACAGAAGAGUUAGAAUCUGCUUACGAUACAUCAGUUUUACUGGAUAACGAGCAGGAUAUGAUCAGUGGAGGAUACGGAAGUACAAACGAAUACACCCACAGUUUUGAGAAGGAGUUGGAUCUAGGAGGGAGCUUCGCGUUCUUUUUUGGUUCCAAAGAAGCAUACCUGUAUCUUAGCUGUACUGUUUCUAUCGGAAUUGCUAGCUUGGUGUCAGCAGAUCUGUACAAGUCCUAUGGAAUGAAAGUGUACGAUAAUGACAGAUUUUACAACUUGGCUGGCACCGUGGUACCUUUAAUUGGGGGAGCUGGUAGAGUUUUGUGGGGUGCUCUCUACGAUCAUCUCUCUGAGAAGUGCAUCUUUGCUUUCAACAGUCUUGUCGUUACUGUUUCUCUCGUCGGGAUGACAAUGACAAGACAUUAUCCCUUUCUGUACAUCUUCUUUGUAGCAACAACUGCUAGCAGUCUUGGAACCAUGUCCUGCCUCGCCCCCGCCAUCAAGAAAAGGUUCAGCAACUGCUCCUUCUCGCUGAUACUGGGUCUGGCUAUGUGUGGGGAGGUGCUGGGUACUCUCCUCUACAUGCUGGUAACCAGCGCUCUGGCUCACUUGUUAUCGGAUGCUGUGAUGCUCUACAUCCUAGCUGUGCCUCCUUGUAUUACCUUCCUCUUGUCUCUUGUUACCUUGUGAGCGCAUCAUACGUAACGCGUUAUACGUAACGCGUUAUACGUAACGCGUUAUACGUAACGCGUUAUACGUAACGCAACAUAUAGGUAACGAUCAGGACUGUUUUAAAGAAGGAGACGCGUGAUCUGUGGUUGAGGUGGCUGGUGCUGGCGCUGGCUUAGUCAACUGUUAACAGGAACCAAGAUUCAGAACAAAUAAUGACUGAUAAGAUCGUCAUGAGCUGUUUAGAAAUAAGUGGGAUACUGACAACAUGCGAGAUUACUAGUUUUCUAAGUUUUCAUAAUAUGGAGAGUGUCUGAAUUUGCUUAACAACCGGAUACUUGAUUAGAAAAAAGUAAGGAUAGUCUUUUGUACGACCAACAGAGGUCUUAACUUUGAUGUUUGACCCGAACAACCAGCUAAAUGUUAUUUGUAUUUAAUGUGUAAAAUUCUAAAUGGACAUCACCUGGGCCACGUGAUUUGUUUAUCUUGCAUGAUAGAGUUGCCACCAUAGUACUCAGUACUUGGCAGUUGAAAAAUUAUUUGAUAAGCUAUCAAUUAAUCCUAAUUUCAUUAAUGAGAGUGUUUCGGAAAUGUCAUAUCACAAUUUUUGCAUAAAGCCGAAGAGGUUUUACAUUUAAA